Molecule: messenger RNA, 2702 nt
Organism: Ruditapes philippinarum (Manila clam)
Lineage: Eukaryota; Metazoa; Mollusca; Bivalvia; Venerida; Veneridae
Product: putative serine protease K12H4.7
Exons: 10
Coding region: 134-1657 (507 amino acids)
Biological process (GO): proteolysis
Molecular function (GO): serine-type exopeptidase activity; dipeptidyl-peptidase activity
Source: RefSeq, a predicted model, not a curated record
GUAAUAAUAAUAACUUAUCAAAAAUAGAAGUUAAGUUAUUAAACUUAAAUGUGACAAAAUCGUUUACAUUUUACCGGUGGAAGGUCAUGAAAUCAAUUUUCAUAUGAAGAGGUUUUGUUCGUGGAAAUAAAUAAUGAAAAACAGAAGCAAGGAAAAUUGCGUUUUAUUCUUAGUGAUAUUGUCAUACUCGGUUAAUACCAUUGGUGCAUGGAUGUUUAAUGGUCGACCAGAAGGGGGUAAAGUUGGGGCUCCUUAUGUACCGAAAGGAGUUCAACUCCCGGAUCAACAAUUCUACGAAUUUCAGACGGUCAACCAUUUUGACGGAAGCGACUUUAGAUACUGGAAACAGCGUUAUUUUGUUAACAAUGUCACAUUUAGAGCAGGUGGGCCUAUUUUUAUAAUGUUAGGUGGAGAAUCGGAGGCAAAUCCCGCGUGGCUAGUUGAUGGCGCAUGGCAACAAUAUGCACGUGAUCAUGGCGCGUUCCUAGUUCUAUUAGAACACAGAUACUGCGGAGAAAGUCAACCUGUUCCGGACUUGAGCACCCCGAGCCUGCAGUACCUUAGUUCGAAACAGGCUCUAGCGGAUAUUGCACAAUUCGUCUCAUACUUCAAGAAACUCUACAUAUACCAAUAUCUACAAAACAGUAGUGUUAUAUUGUUCGGAGGCUCUUACGCUGGUUCAUUGGCAGCGUGGGCUAGAUCCCGCUACCCGUACCUUAUUGACGGAGCAGUUGCAUCUAGUGCCCCAAUGGUGGCUAUGAUGGAAUUUCAAGACUAUUAUGUCGGGGUUGGCGAGGCACUUGAUAACUACAACACUGACUGUUCUACAGAGAUUAGAAACGCCACUACACGUAUGUAUGACUGGUGGGGACAGCCGGACAAGAGGGUCUUAAUGCAGAAAAUAUUCAGACUCUGUGAUAAAAUCGACCAUGAAGCAUUGUUCGACCUGUCUGUGUUCUUCUACAAUUUGGCUUCAAACUUUGCCGGUGUCGUUCAAUAUAACAAUGAUAAUAGAAAGUUUCUGGGUAAACAGGGGACUGAACUAACGAUAAAAACAGUUUGUGACAUCAUGACUGACGAAAGUAGAGGUGACAGUAUUCAGCGUUAUGCUGAUGUGAACUCACUCAUUCUUGACACGUUUGGCAAGAAGUGUCUGAACCUUAGAUACAAUAAACUAGCGAACUCUCUCAACCAUACAGAGUGGGGAAGUGUUUCGGCAGAAGGAAGUAGACAAUGGCUUUAUCAAACUUGCACGGAGUUUGGAUGGAUCCAGAGCUCUUGGUCACCGAAACAGCCAUUCGGUGCGUGGAUUUACUUUCCUUUUAAUCUAACGACGGACUUUUGUGUAAGUGUUUUCCCGCCGUGCAUAUAUGGCGGAAGUGAGGUGUUGUACAACAGUGAACAAACGAAUCGAUUUUAUGGCGGUCUAAGUCUUCCAAUAUCGAGAGCUGUGUUUGUAAAUGGAAUGAUGGACCCUUGGGUAAAAGCUAGUUUGACCGUGCCUGGUCCCUUUUCAAGAGACAUUGACAUCAUUUCAAUAGAGGGGACUGCGCACUGUGCUGACAUGUAUCCACCUUCCCCCAUAGACCCGCCUCAAUUGGCUGCUGCUAGAUCCAAGAUCUCUAAAACCAUCGGAAAUUGGCUAGCUAAUAACUAAUUUGUUUUACCUUUGACGUAGUUUCUUAUGUAAAUAACUACAAUGAUUACUACUGGUCCUUUUUCGUAACCGAUAUCCAAAAAGACUGCACGAUCUGAAAAAUACGGUAAGAUAUGGUCUAGCGGUAAAUCGGUUACACGGCAGUCCAACAAUGACAUGAAAAUGUAAUUGUACAAAGAUUGCAGGACACUAGUCAUAGACAUGCUCAUACAAACUCAAUAAAUUUGUUCCGUUAAAAAACUGAUAUAUUUCAAUUUUUGUGGCUUAUGAACACAGAAAGCGCAUGCGCGAAAUGUUACUUCCGUUUCUAUGGAAAUAUUGCAUUGUAAAAAGGUAUAUGAAAUUUCAAUGAAAAGAAGGUAAACAAAUCCAUUAACAACAGUAAUAUUUUAAAACUUUUACACAAAGAUCUUGCAUGUACAUAUUGAUCAUUUGUCAUUAUUCAUAACGUACAUUAAUAUAUAUACGACGCUAUAAAAUAUUCGUGUAUAUUUCCAUCCCAAGAUAAACGAGAACAAAAUUUAAUGUCAAUAUAAAUAUGUAUAGUGAUGCUUAUAUUUAAUUGUUAACUUAAUAUUACUUUAUAUUUAUUAAAUGCUUUGACUUUUUCACGUAAAAUAUAUUUAAAAAUUAAUUUAAUCAAUCAUUUUUCAAAGGCUUGAUGAUGACGAAACCUCACUAUUCUUAAUAUCUUUUCGCACGAUGCAAUUAUUUGAUUAUAUAUGAGAAAAUAAUUUGUUUCAUAAAGAGAAUAUUUAUAAAUAAUGUAAGUUGAUUCGUUUGUAAAACUGCUUGUUUUAUAGUUGGACACCAAAUAAAAUAUCAGAGAGAAAAAAUGUUUCUCGGUAGUAUUUUAGAAUAAAUUUAAAGAGCUAUAGAAAGAUAAUAGAUCGGAUUAUAAGUGAUGUUAACAUAAAAAAUCAUUACAACUGUUAUUAAACUGAAGGAUCAAUUUGUCUUAUUUUGGUUUUAUACUUUUACAAAUACAUUUUUUGUUUGUUAUUUUUUAAUUUGUUAUGUCAGUAAAGGCUUGUCAUCUAUGUUA